AUGGCAAGCGACACAGAUAUUUCUAUUUCUUCAUAUAAUGAAGAUCAGGGAUCUAAAAUCAUCCAAAAAUCUAGAGAGGCACCAUUUGUCCCUGUUGGAAUGGCAAUUGUUGCAUAUGGAUUAUACAGAUUGAAGAACAGGGGAAGUACUAAAAUGUCUAUUCACCUGAUCCACAUGCAUGUGGCAGCCCAAGGCUUUGUUGUGACAGCAAUGACUUUAUGA
Messenger RNA from Cervus elaphus (red deer), 222 nucleotides. Its product is annotated as HIG1 domain family member 1A, mitochondrial-like. Gene Ontology annotation, biological process: negative regulation of apoptotic process; mitochondrial respirasome assembly. The record is from RefSeq and is a predicted model, not a curated record. Lineage: Eukaryota; Metazoa; Chordata; Mammalia; Artiodactyla; Cervidae. Gene Ontology annotation, cellular component: mitochondrion. The transcript has a single exon. The coding region runs from base 1 to 222 and encodes 73 amino acids.